GACCGGAAGCCGGAAACCGUUCGGAGAAAUAAAGAUCAGCACUAUUUCUCUGAACGUUCAGAGAAAUAGUCACUACGUAUAAAUUAUGGUGCGAAAAUAAAAAAGCGAAAUGAGGAAAUACGGAGAAUCCAGAGUGGGAUGGUCACAAAUUAAAACAACUCAGAAGGGACCAGUGCAGCUUUUAUAAUAAAUAACAUUUGAACUUGAAUCAACUAAAUGGCCUUGACAAGAAUGUGUUCUGUCACUGUCACUGACAAAUAAAAGUCAAAAGAAGAAGAUGUAGAUCAGUAUAACUUACUCAGAGAACUUGAACAGAUGGAUGAGGGAAAAAGACAAGAAUGAUAUAGGUUUUUUUUAAAAUAGCAUCCAGGCUGAGAAAGGACGUUGGGGAACCAAAACUGAUGAUGUCUGUUUCACAACUGGAUCUUGUUUAGAUCCAUUGCCUUUCGAAUCAUUUCGUUAACUUAUGAGUAAAAUAUGCUCAUAUUUUUAUAUGGUUUUCCGCAGAGUUUUAUGACCUUCAACUUCAUGACCAUCUGGAGAGAAAAAUGAGUCGGAAGAUGCGAGAAGAUUUCUGCAAUGAGGAAAGUUUCCCUGCCGAAGUAGCCGCUGCUGCCCACAACAAAUACAAAACGCUACCCAAGAAAGGAAAACCUCAGAAACUGAAGGAAUGGACUUUGUUGUCUACUGUUAUCAUGAGAUAUCGUCAGCAAUCAAAAGACGACAACAAUGUGAGAACAAAAAGUACCAUCUGAGAGCUGUGGCUCUAGGCACUGGAUCAAAAUGUAUCGGCAAGUCAAAAAUGAGCAAUACAGGGGACGUCCUCAACGACAGCCAUGCCGAGAUCCUGGCCAGGAGAUCGUUUGUCAGAUUUCUUUACGAGGAACUGAAGAGAGUGUAUGCUGGCCAGCCGAGUGACGUCUUUAUCAAGCCAAGCCCAAGCAACGACAACCGAUGCAGUCUGCGACCAGGAGUUACUUUCCAUUUUUUUACAAGCCAUACUCCAUGUGGCGAUGCCUCCAUCUUCCCAAAGUCAACUCGGAAAGAGAAGACAGGAAGUUCUGACAAGAGAGCAUCUCCAACUGGAAGCUUGGGAUCAGAGUUUCUGAAAUGUGCUGAUCAAUCUCAGAAAGCGGAGGAAAAUGAUUUGAAUAUUGAAAACGAUAAUGAUUCCACUGAGAAAGAUGGUAACAAAGUUGCUGCUUUGACAAACUGCCAGUCUUCUAUCACUGAGGGGUGUGUGAACUCGUGUGAAUAUAGAAACUCAAAUGAAAUUACGGAUGUUGUGAGUAGGAAAAGGAAAUCAGGCAGCCCUGGUAUGAAUAAACAGCAAAGUGAAGGAAGUGUUGAUGAUGAAAACAUUGGACAUGUUGUGAAAAAAGCAAGACAUUCGGAGGACAGAAGUUUGAAGCUGAAGUCUGCCUCAAAUGAUGAGGCCGAGGACAUAUAUAGAACGGGGGCGAAGUGCGUGCCGGGCGGAGGCCAGGAUUUGCACGCCCCGGCCACGUUGUACCACACGGUGGGGCUUCUUAGGACCAAGCCCGGCCGGGGCGACCGCACGGAGAGUUUGUCGUGCAGCGACAAGAUGGCUCGGUGGAAUGUGCUCGGGUGUCAGGGAGCUUUGUUGAGCAUGCUCCUUGCUGAGCCGAUAUACUUUGCUUCAGUCACCGUAGGGAGGUCGCCAUUCUGUAAGUCAGCGAUGGGCAGAGCGCUCUACAUGAGGCUGACGUCCCCUGACGUGUCGUUCCCCGCUCCGUAUCACCUCCACCAGCCCGUGUUUCUUCAGGCCCCAGACCAGGACUUCGAGGCCAGUAAGGCGGCUGUCCAGAGAGAAGCCAAUCUGGCAGCCAAGUCCGGAACAUCAAACCAGAAUAUAGUGCCUUCCUCUGCAGCCAUCGCGUGGUUUGAUUCGUCCCAGACGAACGGCUCUGACCAUGACGUCACGGUGAGCGGCCGGCGACAGGGCAUCACCAAAACUGAUGUAAACAAGCCAAAAGCCAGGAGUAGGGUGUGCAGUUGGUCGCUCUUCCGAUGUUUUCAUGACCUUCUGGAUGAGACAGACCCUGAGCUGCUCCCCACAGCCUUGAGAAUUGAAAACAGGAAGCAGCUGACUUACGCUAACGCAAAGCUUCUCGCUGUACCCUAUCAACUUGCAUGGGCUCAACUGCGGGAGUGUGUGUUUGACACUUGGCUGCAAAAACCUCGAUCGUUUCUAAACUUUACUGUAGAGUCCUGAUAUUAGACACUGUAGUAUCUGUGUAAAAGAUUUUCAGGGUAUGUUCAGAUGUUCAGAGUCACAAGUAAAAUGUAAAGAGUCCAUAUGAUUACUCUAACUGUGUAAUUUGGAAUUUUGGAAUUUCUGCCUUUGGCAGAUUUGGCUGUCAAGCAAAGAGUUUAUCUGUGGAGACUGCUUAUGUAGAGUAAUAUACAGGUAUGAGUGUGUCUAUGUGUAUGUGCAUGCAUUCAUUUGUGUGGGUAGGUGGGUGCGUGUGUGCAUAUGUAUGUUUGUGUGUGUCUGUGUUUCUGUGAGUAUGUGGCAGUGUGUAUGUAUGCGUGUGUGGGAGAGAGAGAGAGUAAGAAAAAAAAACGACGAAACUGCUGUGAUGGAAGGAAGGACUUGUUUAUCUUGGCUGAUGUGUCCUGAAGAGGCUUUUGUUUGUGAUCCUCGGGAUUCUCAUUCCAGCUGUUUAACUUUUGAUUUUAUGAGAUGAUAGACUUAUCUUUUUUAAUCUGAUGGCUGUCGAUUGUAAUUUUGUCUUUGCAACUUCAGCAAGAUAGGAUUUGCUUUUAGAAGUACUCUGUUGCCUGCAUAAUUUUAUGCAGAUGGCCUCAGCUCCAGCAAUAAGAUGAAGUUGUCAACUUGUAUUAUGUGAUCUCCUUUUCUUGCAAACGCUCAUCAGGUGAAAGGGGUGCUCUUUUUUUAAUUCAAAAUCAAAGGUAAUGUUAAAAAAGUGUCUUCUUUUCUUCUUAUAUUACUUAUUGGACUUUGCUUCCCAAAUCCUUCCUUGAUGCCUGACUUUGUGUGAAGCCGUACUGGGUAUGUGGAAAACACAUGAUUCUUAUCUCCAGGCUGAAUGAGGAGAAUUUAUGAUUUUUUAAUUUUUUUUUAAUAUGAGGGGAAUGAAGUUGUGCUCAAGAAGUGAAUAUGAGAGAGAUUGGGAAGGGGUGGGGGGCAGGGAGGUGCGGGGGAGGGGUGCUAUAAUUUGGGAUUGUUGUUUUUUUUCUAAAAUUGUUUUGGGAUAGUUGUUUUUUUCUAAAAUAAUGUAAUUCGUGCACAAUACAGAGUAAUUCUGCGUUUUUUACUUUUUUAUCGUAAUAUAAACUGUGCUGUUGUGAAUAAAUACUGGUGUAAAAUAAAUAA
Messenger RNA from Aplysia californica (California sea hare), 3361 nucleotides. RefSeq names its product tRNA-specific adenosine deaminase 1. The transcript has 10 exons. Gene Ontology annotation, biological process: RNA processing. Lineage: Eukaryota; Metazoa; Mollusca; Gastropoda; Aplysiida; Aplysiidae. Bases 671 to 2236 code for a protein of 521 amino acids. The record is from RefSeq and is a predicted model, not a curated record. Gene Ontology annotation, molecular function: RNA binding; adenosine deaminase activity.